GCUUGAUAUUACCGUGCCCUCGCAGUCUCUAUUCUAGUCCAUACAAUAAUGAUUAUUAUCAAAACAGCUGGAUUUACUUGUACUUGUGACAAGAAGGCUAUAGACUACUAUUACACUUAGAUUUUCACGCGAGUGCACUAUUUGACUGAGGUAUGGCUGUUUGACGUCAUCGACGGAAUAGCGCGGAGCCAAAGGAUCAAGCUGAAGUCAGUGUCCGGUAGAGAUGGCAAAAACCAUGGUCGUCGUAGGGCUGCUUCCGGCGCUCUUGCUCCUGGCGUGCUCACCAUUGAGCAGAGCAGUGCCGGCAAGAACGGCAAGAAACGUGCCAAGUAACCCCGGGAUCCGGGAAACCGACCUGGAAGACUUGCUCAACGACGUUGCGUUAGAUCACCAAAGGGACGAGGACGAGUUGAAGGCAAAUGAGGAGGAUGCUGCAGCAUAUUACAAGCACAUUGUCAAGAUAAUUGAAGAUGAAGAUGCAGAAAUUCAGCAAGCCUCGCAACGGAGCAGUUUGGCGUCAACGACUCAGGGGAUGCGUUCGCCAGCGCAGGUAACUCCAGCAGAAUUGGGCGUGUUUCGAGCUAGCCCGUUGCAUGGUGUACUACGUCUGAUUCAACAGCGCCUCAACGACCAGCACAGCAAGCAGCAACAACAGCUACAGCAACGACGGCAUGCAAUUCGAGCCAGGCUACAACACCUGCUACAGCAACGACGGUCUGCAGUUCCAGCGAACCAGCAGCAGCUUCGAAACGCCGCACUAGAACUACUGCUGAUGAUUUGUUGCGGAAGACGGUUUACUUGAACGAAGAAAAACAAGGCAAGCUCUCACAACCCGACUGCAAAAUAAGCAGCAUAGUUAACCAACGCUCCCUUUAGGUUCUGCAGUAUGCGCUAAGUGUUUUUUAGGUACACAGAAGUCCCUGCGGGCACAAGUCUGUGUACAAGUCUGUGUACCUGUCUUCCUGCUUGGCUAUAUUUCUUCGUCUAUGAUAUCUCACCUCAUGCUAGCCCCAUGUGCCUGCCGGUGAGUUGUGUAUUUUGUAAAAAUUCAUGCUUUCGUUAGUGUGCAGUAACGUUGAACAAGCUACAUCACUGGAUAUGUGCUUUUGGAUAAUGGCAUUAUGUACUGGUCUUGUUGCUUUCAUGCAUGGUUGACGUAACCCCGUUGUUCAACAAUAUCUCCGUGUUGGGAGACGCGAUCCUGUUGUACAAGAAAUAGAGUGCAUGUUCUCAAGGUAUCACACAACUCUUGAUUUUUUUAAAUCUGGACCCGCCUCUUGUACGGGCCAAAUUCAAUACAGUUCAUUGAAAACCAG
Sycon ciliatum is the source of this 1316-nucleotide messenger RNA. RefSeq lists its product as uncharacterized. The record is from RefSeq and is a predicted model, not a curated record. The transcript is spliced from 4 exons. Lineage: Eukaryota; Metazoa; Porifera; Calcarea; Leucosolenida; Sycettidae. The coding region runs from base 224 to 802 and encodes 192 amino acids.